Erpetoichthys calabaricus (reedfish) is the source of this 868-nucleotide messenger RNA. RefSeq names its product chromosome 10 C1orf52 homolog (gene c10h1orf52). NCBI's taxonomy places the organism in Eukaryota, Metazoa, Chordata, Cladistia, Polypteriformes, Polypteridae. The transcript is spliced from 3 exons. The record is from RefSeq and is a predicted model, not a curated record. The coding region runs from base 169 to 735 and encodes 188 amino acids.
UCUGUUCGAGUCGCCGUAGAGCUUCUGCUCGCCUACUUUACUUUGUUUUUCCCUGUAAAGCGCCGCGGUUUUAUUUUCAGAAUGAAAACCGAGGCAACGUAAACAAAGUCGUGGGCCACUGCAGCCCAUUACUAAUCUUCAUUAUUUAAAGGUUUCUUACCCUUCCAGAUGGCGGAGAAGAACGCCGACCCACUGAGUUACUUUGCCGCAUAUGGUAGCGGAUCGGAUUCCGACAGCAGUGAGCCCGAUGACAACGCAACGGAGAGUGGAGCCGCAAGCAAAUCGAACUUGGUGCUCGGAAAAAGGCCUGCUCCGGGAACCAGCUCGGCGCUGCCCAGACCCGACGAGCUCUUCAAAUCCGUCUCCAAACCAGCCUUCUUAUAUAACCCCUUAAACAAGCAAAUAGACUGGGAAAGCCGCACGGUAAAGGCACCAGAAGAACCAGCAAGGGAGUUUAAAGCAUGGAAGAAUAAUGCUGUCCCUCCUCCUGAGAUGUAUGUUACGCAACCAAAAAAGACUGCACCUCCAGGGAUGGAUAUGGCAAUAAAAUGGUCCAACAUCUAUGAGGAUAAUGGUGAUGAUGCCCCACAAAAUGCUGCAAACUAUGCCCGUAUUCUCCCUGAAGAUGAAGAGACUGCUAUAUCCGAUGAUGAAAGGGAAGAACCACCUUCUAUCAAAAAACAAAAAAUGAACAAUCUUACCAAAAAAGAAAAGAAAAAUUUUAGUGAAGACUAGACAAGACCAGCAAAGUAGACUAUGAAGGUGGACUGAAUUUUCUUCAACAUUAAUUUGUGGAAUUUAAGAGCUAAAGGACUUUCAACAACAGCAUCACCCAAUGACCUGAAACUAAAGUAUAUUUGUAAUUUUA